GCCGCCGUUUGCCGCGCGCCCCCUGGCGGCGCCGCCCCACCUCGCUCACCUCCAGUUCUAGCCCCCGCCGACCCUGUGCCCAUGAUCCCUGAGCUCCUCGGACCCUGGGCCGAGUCAUCUGCCAGCUCUCCGGGAGCGUCGUCCCCGCUGGCCACAGCGGGAUGGGCCUGAGUCCGGCCGCCAGCGGGGAGCACAGCAUCCGCCUCUCCAGGGUCCCAUGGCCACGCUUCAAGCUCACCUCGACGACCACCAGUACCACCGGGUCAAGUGACACCCAACCUGCAAUUGGAACUGGACAGUCAAUCGUGCCCCACUCAGAGUCAGCGAGCUCUCAAGGGCUAUUGGUCCAGUUCCUGCCAAAGCAGUUCAAGCCAGGCCGCGAGUUAGAACAGGCCGGGAGCUUCCAGCAUGGAGAGAAGGCGGUAAUUAACUUGGAGAUCACAUCCAGCAAGAAGAGAACAGAGCUGAUUCCAACAACUAAGUCGGAGAUCGAAGUCAAACUAAAAAAUCAAGCAGUCGUGGACAAACCAAGACCCAGACCUGGAGACCUGAUUGAGAUUUUUCGAAUUGGCUAUGAGCACUGGGCCAUCUAUGUGGAAGAUGAUUGUGUGGUUCACCUGGCUCCCCCAAAAGGAAGCAUGUUUUGGAACCACUGUUAUCACGCACAUUCCAGAGCCUUACCUGGGGGUGAGGAGUUUGAGGUGGGCAGCAUCACUUCUAUCUUCAGCAACCGCGCUGUGGUGAAGUACAGCCGUCUGGAGGACGUACUGCAUGGCUGCUCCUGGAAGAUCAACAACAAGCUGGACGGGACAUACCUGCCCCUCCCCGUGGACAAGAUCAUCCAGCGCACGAAGAACAUGAUCAACAAGAUAGUGCAGUAUAGCCUGAUUGAGGGGAACUGUGAGCACUUUGUCAACGACCUUAGAUACGGUGUGCCCAGGAGCCAACAGGUGGAGCAUGCCCUGGUGGAGGGAGCAAAGGCUGCAGGCGCCGUCAUCUCAGCAGUAGUGGACAGCAUAAGACCCAAAUCUAUAACUGCUUGAAGAUGCUGUGGAUUCCGAGUGCAGGAAGAGCCACCGACAGCUGCAGGGCAAAGCUGCACCCUUUCUUCCUCUUUGCCUUCCUCACUCAGUGGCCCUGCUUAAGAAGACUAUGAAUAUUCGAAACAUCUAAGUCCACUGAUCUCCACUGUGUGAAUGAAGGAAUGAUUUUGAUUGGAAGAUCUGAAAUUGUUCCUGUGGAUUUUACUCUGUGGAGAGCCAAAGUCACCCAAAAAAGCUAGAGAUGGUUUCCCCCAUGGCUCUGGAAAUGCCUGGAAAAUAUGGAGGACAUGGACAGCAUGCACUAGCAAGAUGGAACUCUCAAAAUGUUUCCGAGAUCUUUUAGGCUGCUUGCUCAGGGGCCUUUCUCCUGUUGGAGGGAAACAGACACAAUGAAGAACUUCGGUGUUUGUCCACCAGCCCUUUUUCAGCAUCCAAAACUUGGUCCCUCAUUCAGCUUUUUGGAUACAGGAGCCUGGGCACAUUUCUUGGUUGGAGUUUCCUCUGCCCUUUCCCAUCAGCCUGUGCACUGUACACGGCCAUCCUAGACGCUUGCGGUCUGGCAAGACCUCAUUUCUGUGCAUCGUGACUAGCAAGAAGCCAGUACCCAUGAUUCCCUUUCUUUGCCUCCCUGACACCUGGAAGAUCAUCUGGGCCCCAUCUUCUUUCAGUCUUUUAACUCGUGGUAUUGUCUGUGUUGAGACUUCCUUCGAGGCAGAACCUAAGCCCCAGGCCUCUACAAGCACAGCCUCUAGCCUUAAACUAACACUGUUAUGUUUUAGUGGACUCCUUAAUGAUUCAGAACUCUUGGACUGUGUUGAUGUCUAAGAAGCAAACAGGGAUUUGAUUAACAACAGCUCCCCCACCAUAAAGUGUUUAGUGACUCUGAUAGUGAACUCCUCUACCUCUUGCUCACUGCUCUGGCUCUCUGGUGUGAACCCCAUAGGCAAAGUAUAUUAUCAAUUAUGUUCCCUCAUCCAUUAAAAAAAACUAUAAGCAGUGGUUCAGGGUACCCAGGUGCCAGACCAUUGACAUUCUGCAUCAGUUAGGGAGAUGAAGAGACAUGGGGCCGUAGACCACUUUCUGGACAGCAGUCCUUUCUUUUUUCAAGCUGUCUGUAAGGCCAUGAGCUCUGGAAUUCACAUCUCACACAUUCAAGAUGAGGAGGUGAGACUUUAUUAAAGCUUUUUUAAAGAAACAAA
Messenger RNA from Peromyscus eremicus (cactus mouse), 2242 nucleotides. It is a transcript of the gene Plaat5, whose product is annotated as phospholipase A and acyltransferase 5. Gene Ontology annotation, molecular function: A2-type glycerophospholipase activity; glycerophospholipid phospholipase A1 activity. NCBI's taxonomy places the organism in Eukaryota, Metazoa, Chordata, Mammalia, Rodentia, Cricetidae. The coding region runs from base 162 to 1043 and encodes 293 amino acids. Gene Ontology annotation, biological process: N-acylphosphatidylethanolamine metabolic process. The transcript has 8 exons. The record is from RefSeq and is a predicted model, not a curated record. Gene Ontology annotation, cellular component: cytoplasm.